Egretta garzetta (little egret) is the source of this 1794-nucleotide messenger RNA. It is a transcript of the gene TFB2M, whose product is annotated as transcription factor B2, mitochondrial. Gene Ontology annotation, biological process: transcription initiation at mitochondrial promoter; rRNA methylation. The transcript is spliced from 8 exons. Gene Ontology annotation, cellular component: mitochondrial matrix. Gene Ontology annotation, molecular function: rRNA (adenine-N6,N6-)-dimethyltransferase activity; mitochondrial transcription factor activity. Bases 1 to 909 code for a protein of 302 amino acids. NCBI's taxonomy places the organism in Eukaryota, Metazoa, Chordata, Aves, Pelecaniformes, Ardeidae. The record is from RefSeq and is a predicted model, not a curated record.
AUGAGCGAGUGCUCAGUCUGGAGACGUCCUGGGACCUUGACCCGAACUCUCCUCAAUGCAGGUGUUAAAGUGGUAGCUCUAGAAAGUAACUCAGCUUUUCUUCCAAAUUUACAGUCCCUAGAGAAUAGCCUGGAUGGACAAUUAAAGGUAAUUUAUGGUGACUUCUUCAGACUGGAUCCUUUGGUGACUGGAACUCUGAAACCACCUGCUAUGUGUUCUGACAAACUUUUUGAAACCAUGGGUGUAGCAGCAGUUCCUUGGAGGGCAGACGUACCUGUGAAAAUUUUUGGAAUCUUACCACAAAAAAAGGAAAGGAACACACUUUGGAGGCUUCUUUUUGCCCUGUAUGAAUGCAGUUCCAUAUACAGAUACGGAAGAGUAGAACUCAACAUCUUUAUAAGUGAAAAGGAGUACAAGGUAUUAACAGCAAAGCCUGGGGAUGUGAGGGCUUACCAGGCACUUACUGUACUUUGGCAAGUAGGAUGUGAAAUUCAGCUACUGCACAUGGAACCUUGGUCUUCAUUUGUAACUAAUUUGAAAAAUGGGGGACUGGCGGUACCAAAAAGCAUGUGGCUGCAAAAUGACCAUUUAUGUUUGGUACGACUGACUCCUCAGCAAAAUCUAUUUACAGGAGGCUUGAAUCCCACAAAUUCAGCUACCUUUAUUUUCAUGGUGAAACAGUGUCUUGCUAAACCCAAGUCUAGACUUACUGAUAGAUUAAAUUCAUGGAGCUUGGACAAUGGUGGCAAAUUACUGAGAGAGCUAGAAAUUCCAAAAAAUGCUGAAACGCGUAACUUAUACCCAGAAGACUAUAGGCGUCUUUUUGAGGCUUUGCAAAACUCUAAUAUGUUCACUGAAACCUGGUUCCAUGAUGAAGUCUUGGAAAGUAUAAGGAACAUAAACUUAUAAAUCUAAAGCUGCUGUCUUUUGGAAGAUCACCUUUGCUUCUGGAAGAUUACUCUGAUGAGAAAUGAUUUAAAUAAAAUCGGAGAUACUGUUAGCUAGAUGAUUUCCUGUCCAAACAGGAAAAUAAAUUUAGCAAGUAGUAAGAGGCCUUCUGCACUGGAUGAAAGUAACGGAUUUACAGUUAUUUGAUCACAAUCCUAUCUAGAAUGGACAAACUUUGCAUCUUUUCCAGGAGCAUAUUAGUGACCUGCUGCUUUUGGAUGUACCACUUAAACAGAACUUUUUGUUACACUGCUGUAUAUUUACAACAUUUGAAAAAAUAACAGACCAAAUACCAUUAUUUCUGUGGUUUGCAUUUAGUGCUCAGUGAUUUGAAUGCCUUUUCACAAAUUCCCAAAAUACACAGGUCUUUACAACCACUGAAUCUGUUAUAUUGUCUCUUGAUCUAAAAACCUUGCAGUCAAAAGUCAAUAAAUCGGUAGGGGUGGGUUAAUAGAAGACAAGGUAAUGACAGCACGAUAAAACAUCACCUGAGAGUUGGUUGGUUGGUUUUUUUUUUUAACCUAAAGAUUGUUAUGUCUCUGGGGGAAAAGGUUGUAACAAUUGUUUCUUUUGAAAAUUUGAAAAGAACUCUGGACAGCCUGUUCUAGUUUACAAUAUGCAAACACUUACAUGUGUAUAGGCUUUAUCUUAUUUUAAGUCUAAAACAAAGUCAUCAGAACAUUCAGUGCUUUAUAAACAGUUUUGGGGAAAAAAAAACCAUCUUACCUGCAACCUUCACGAGUAUGUAUUUGUUUAAUGCAUAUUAUAGGUACAAAAUAACUUACGUCAAAACCAUAUGCUGUUAAAAUUAUCUUUUUAGCCAUAAUACUCCAUAAUGCAACCUGU